Messenger RNA from Corythoichthys intestinalis (scribbled pipefish), 3017 nucleotides. RefSeq names its product cAMP responsive element binding protein 3-like 2 (gene creb3l2). The coding region runs from base 655 to 2262 and encodes 535 amino acids. The record is from RefSeq and is a predicted model, not a curated record. The transcript has 11 exons. Gene Ontology annotation, molecular function: DNA-binding transcription factor activity, RNA polymerase II-specific; cAMP response element binding. Lineage: Eukaryota; Metazoa; Chordata; Actinopteri; Syngnathiformes; Syngnathidae. Gene Ontology annotation, biological process: regulation of transcription by RNA polymerase II.
UCGAUCAAGACUUACGGUCUGAGUGGACAAUAGCUGAGCAUGCGCAGUGCAAUACAAUUCAACCGGAACCUGAACAAAUAAAAUCAAGCAGAUGCCAAAAUGUACAAUCCAUAUUAAUGACAACGUUUUUUUAUUUUGCAAAUCAUUACUUUAGUGGUUGCUUUGCUUUAAUUGUCGUUCAACACAUCGUUUAGCUCAGGUUGUUGGUGAUCUGUCAACUGGAGAAAAAUGAGGCUUAAAAUUGAGCUCAUUGGAGCUAAAAGACAACGUAGUCAUUUCUCAGUCGAUGUCGUUUCAUUUGAGCACAGUGACUUUGGAUGAAAAAUGUUGACAUUAAAUGCGCAGUUUGGCAGCUGAAUGCUAGGCUUCCACUUUGUCGCGUUUGACUCCACCCCCGCAUUCCGGGUCGUCUGCUCGGCUCGCUGAGGAAGAGGAGGAGAGAAGGAAAGCGAGUGAAAAGCAGCUGGAAAGUGUCUUUGGAUGUUGAGGCCAAGAGGAGAUGAUCGACAAACGCGAGCGCCUUCCUUCUUGAUCACUCGACGCAACGACGCACAGUCCUGCUCGUCCCGUCGACUUUCUUCCACCUCAAAAAGUUUCUGCAAACUUUUCCGGGUUUGAGAAGUUUUCGUGGGAGGAGGCCACCGGGACGCCGUCAUGGAGAUCCUGGACUCGAGCGAAAGCUUGCUGCACUGGGAUCGCAACCUAAGCGAGCUGUCCGAAGCCGGAGAUAUGGAUUGCGCCCUCUACACUAAUCACUUCUCCGAGCUUUUGGACGACCUCUCCCACGACGCUCUGCUGGGCCAGCUGCUGAGCGACCCUUUUCUGUCGGGGGCGCGGGGCUGCGGCGCGAGGAGCGACGACGGCGAAGGGGAAGACCGCGGCGACCUGUGCGCGUCGUCACCCUUGCCGCACAUCGCCGCCGAGCACAGCUACUCUCUGUGCGGCGACAGCAGGCCGCAGUCGCCGCUUUCGCACCUGACCGGCGAGCGCGGCAGCGACGCAGAAUCUGAAGGCGACUCGUCCGAGUGGCCCAUGGAGCAGGACGACGGCAUGGAGGGUCUCCUGUGCCGCGCCCCUUCCCUCCUGCUCGCCCUGGGGUCCGUCGAGGAUCCCCGAGCUCCGGAGGACCCCGCCGUCAGCCCCCCUCGCUCCCCCGUCGGCAGCCGUAACCACGACAAAAGCGUCAAAGUCAAGGAGGAAGAGGUCUUUCCUGAGAUUAAGCUGGAGCCUCACGAAGUGGAUCAGUUUCUCAAUCUGUCCCCCAAAGGUCUAGAGGCACUCCAGAUGCCACCCACCCCUCCCAGCUCGCACGGCAGCGACUCCGAGGGCAGCCAGAGCCCUGUGCGCGCCUUGCCGGGCCUGUCCCGGCCGACCUCGCCCGCCCCGGCCCAGCUGAAGGCGUCCCCCCGCGGGAACUCGUCCUCCUCGCUGUCCAACUCGCCCCUUCUCACCGCCCCCCAUAAACUUCAAGGCUCGGGACCGCUGAUGCUGACCGAGGAAGAGCGUCGCACUCUGGUGGCCGAAGGCUACCCCGUUCCCACCAAGCUGCCGCUCACAAAAGCCGAGGAGAAGGCGCUCAAGAAGAUACGCAGGAAGAUUAAAAAUAAGAUUUCGGCUCAAGAGAGUCGCAGGAAGAAGAAAGAGUACAUGGAUACGUUGGAGAAGAAGGUGGAGACAUGUUCCAACGAAAACAACGACCUCCGCAGGAAAGUGGACACACUGGAGUGCACCAACAAGUCUCUGCUGCAGCAGCUCCAAGCCCUGCAGGCUUUGCUGUCCGGCAAAGUGUCCAAAUCGUGCCGAGCGGCCGGCACUCAAACGUCAUCCUGCCUAAUGGUGGUGGUGUUGUGUUUCGCUCUCUUUCUGGGGAGCUUCUACCCAACGGGGCUCACGUCCGAAUCCGGCCCGGUCGAUAGCGGCCCCGCCUCCGGCCGGCUGGCACUCAAAGAAUCGUACACCGCCACAGUCAAGUCCAGAAGUCUACUGUCCACCUUCGAGGACGAGCCGCCGCCCGUCCUGGGACUGGGCGGCGAGUACCCCGACCAAUGGGAGGAUGCGACGGGCGCCGUCGUCAUGGCGGCGUGGCGCCGUUCGGGCGAGCAGCACCACAAAAUAACGGCGGCGGAGACCAGCCGCGCCGAGAUGCAUCCGCCUUUCAGGAGCAAAAGCAACACAACCACCGCAGAUGGCACGUACAGAUCUUUCGAGCAGAGGGCGACGAGUAGCAUCGCGUUGGAGCGAAGUGUCAACGAGACCUCCUGAGGGUCUCCGAAAACCUUGAACAAAGCUUCCACUGCUGAGUCGGCGCUUUUCGGAAAACUCCUGUCCCAAGUAAAUUUGCACUGAAUAUUUGUUUUCCUUCAUCGUCAUGCUGGCUAAUUCCCAAUAAUGAUGGAUGAUAAAUGAUGGCGCGUCUGUGGACCAAAGAGGAUACCUGCCCUAAUAUAUUUAUAGAUUUCUUUUUUUUUUUUUCUUCCAAAGAUCAUUGCUCUGGCUUAAUAUUUGAUGUUUUUAUUUCAUUCCCAUGCUGAGCGUGUCGCGCUCUUUUGAUAUUUGUCUUUUUUUUUUUUAACUUGUUUCUUUUUUUAUAUGUUGUUUGUAUGGUUUCCUGCGCUGUUUUUGGAAGCGGAGAAUAUUUGUAAAUAUUGACAAUGUAGAAGUCAGAAAAGGGAUGCGGGAUGUUAGCAUUAGUUAGCUUAGCACGAUGAAAGCCUCGUGGCCUCAUGCUGUUAUGCUAUGAUAAACUUAUGACGAGGCUUUUUUUUUCCCUUCAGCAUUUGCCAAAAAACAAAAAAAAAAAAUCAAUUUUACUAUCUAUUUUUGUAAAUAUAACUUUACCAAUGAAUAUUUUUUUUCCAAUUUAAUCACAAACUUUAUGAUGUCGGAUAUUGAUGUCAAGACAGAGAUUGACAGGAAAGCGAUGGCAUCGCGGUGACUGAAAGGAGCAACCAGUGGAGAGCCUUCUCUGCCAUAUAUCUUUUAUUUUUCGCUUGCAUAAUAAAGUAUUUUCAUGAGUA